AUGGAGCCGGAGGUCCCCCCGCCCCCCAGGUGGCUGGACCUCUUGCUGGCCGGCUUGGCCCUGCUGUCCCUGGCCCGGGCCUACGGCUUCCGCAAGUGCGCCCAGUACGAGCUGGACGUCCGCCACGUCAUCUGCAUCCACAAGUCCAUCUCCAACCUGUCCGAAGCCGUGGGCGAGCUCCCCGCCUACACCACUCACCUGAACCUGUCCCACAACUCCCUCCGGGCCCUGCCCCCCCGGGGCUUCGCCCACCUGCCCGGCCUGGAGGACCUGCGCCUGGAGUGGAACUACAUCAGCUACAUCAGCCCCGGGGCCUUCGGGGGGCUCGGGAACCUCACCCUCCUGAACCUGGUGGAGAACAGGCUCGUGACCGUCAACGACUCGUCCUUCCUGGGCCUGUCCCGCCUCCGGACCCUGCUCCUGAACCACAACCGCAUCGCCACGAUCCAGGAGCGGGCCUUCGCCCCGCCGGUCGACCUGAGGCUCCUGAACCUGAGUCGCAACUGCAUCGCCGACCUGCCCCCGAUCGUGGCGGCCCUGGGGGGCCUCCGGCGCCUGGAGGUCCUGGACCUCUCCCGCAACAACAUCUCCACCCUGAGGGGCUGCUCGGGGACCCCGCCGGCUCUGGCAGAGCUGCGGCUGAGGAACAACUCUCUGAGAGCCCUGGACUUCUCUUCCUGGCGGCCUCCCAACCUGACCAGCCUGGACGUCUCCCUGAACUUGAACCUGAGCGACGUGAGGCUGGACGGGCUCCCCCGCCUGACGUCCCUGAACCUGAGCAUCACCAAGGUGGAUCUGGAGCGGCUCGGAGGCCGGGCCCCGCCCAGCCUGCGGGCCCUGGACCUGUCGUUCACCCUGCCCAACCUGAGCUCGGUGUGCGGCCUCCUCGGCCGCCUGCCCCGGCUGGAGACGCUGGGCUUCCGGGGGAACGGGGUGACGGCCCGGGACGUCGGAAGCCUGGCCAACUGCUCCGGCCCGCUGCGCUCCCUGGACCUGGGGGAGAACUCCGCCCUGACCGGGCUGGCCGACGCCGAGCUGGACGCCCUGCCCGGCCUGGAGAGGCUGAGCCUGAAGGGGAGCCAGCUGUCGCAGGUGAGCAACGCGUCCUGGGGGGCCCUGAGGAACCUGACCGUCCUGGACCUGAGCCUCAACCAGCUGAAAGGCUUCCCGGACCGGACCUUCGGGCCCCUGGGCGCCCUACGCUUCCUCGACCUCUCCCGGAACCCGCUGGUGGAGGUGGCCGGCGCGGCCUUCUCCGGCCUGGGGGCCCUGCGCGAGCUCCACCUGGCCGGCUGCUGGGUGGUGGCCAUCAGGUCGACCUCCUUCGCCCCGUUCCCCAACCUGGAGCUCCUGAACCUGAGGGAGAACAACAUCCGCACGCUGAAGAAGAACACCUUCCGGGCCCUGGGGAAGCUGCGGCUGCUGACCCUGUCCCAGAACCGCCUGGGGGCCAUCCAACGGGGCGCCUUCCGGGGCCUGAGCGGCCUGCGCCACCUCGACCUGGCCUACAACAUCUUCACCGGUUUCCAUCACGGGGCCUUCGAGGGGCUGGAGGGGCUGGAGGUCCUGGACCUCAGCUUCAACAAGAUCACCUACGAGACCACCAGGAGGGACAGCCCCUUCGCCCGGCUGUCGGCCCUGAGGCGGCUCAACCUGGAGGGCCAGCUGAACGGGAUCCAGGUGAUCCCGCGGGACUUCUUCCAGGGGCUGGGCGGCCUGCGGGAGCUGCUCCUGGGGAAGAACUCGGCCGUCUUCCUGGACUCGGACCAGCUGGACCCCCUGACCAACCUGACCAGCCUGGACAUCUCGGGCACCAGGGCCGGGGAGCGCGGCCUCUUCCUGAACCCCCGCCUCUUCCGCCUCCUCGGCCGCCUGGCCCGGCUGCGCCUGGAGAACAACAACCUGGAGGCGCUGGGGCCCGGCCUCUUCUCCGGCCUGAAGAGCCUCCGCAUCCUCUCGCUGAGGUUCAACAGCCUGAAGGCGGUCGGCCGGGACCAGAUUCACGACCUCCCGGCCCUGCGCUUCCUGGACCUGUUCGGGAACAGGCUGGACUGCACCUGCGACAACCUGUGGUUCAAGAACUGGGCCGUGGGCAACGCCAGCGUCCAGGUGCCCUACCUGGGCAGCUACGCCUGCAGCCAGCCGGACGCCAGCAGCCUGCUGGUGGACUUCGACGACCCCGUGUGCAACUACGAGCUGGGCAAGGUCUACUUCUUGUGCUCCUCCAGCCUGGUGCUCGCCACCCUGGCGGGCGCCCUGCUGAGCUCCAAGCUGACCUGGUGGCUGCGCUACGGCCUCUACGUGGUCCGGACCUGGACCGAGGCCGGGUGGAAGCGGGAGGACCGCCCCUUCGCCUACGACGCCUUCGUGUCCUUCGCCGCCGCCGACGAGCGCUGGGUGUACGAGGAGCUGGUCCCGGCCCUGGAGCGGGACGGCCGGCCCGCCUUCCGCCUCUGCCUGCACCACCGCGACUUCGAGCCGGGCGCCGACAUCUUCGAGAACAUCCAGGCGGCCGUGGACACCAGCCGCAAGACGCUGUGCGUGGUCAGCCGCCACUACCUGCGCAGCGAGUGGUGCCGUCUGGAGGUGCAGCUGGCCAGCGUCAAGACGGUCUACGACCGCCGGGACGUGGUCAUCCUCAUCUUCCUGGAGGACGUGCCCACCUACCGGCUGUCCGGCUUCCACAGGCUCCGCAAGCUGGUGAAGAAGCAGACGUUCAUCACCUGGCCGGAGGACCCCGGGGAGAGGCCGCUCUUCUGGGCCCGCAUCCGCAACGCGCUGGCCAACCGGACCGUCGGGGCCGGGGAGGAGGGGGAGGACGAGGACGAGCCGCUGGUCGUGGCCUAGUGAUCGGGAGA
This is a messenger RNA of Tachyglossus aculeatus (Australian echidna), 2858 nucleotides long. RefSeq names its product toll-like receptor 13. Lineage: Eukaryota; Metazoa; Chordata; Mammalia; Monotremata; Tachyglossidae. Gene Ontology annotation, biological process: signal transduction. Bases 1 to 2847 code for a protein of 948 amino acids. The transcript has a single exon. Gene Ontology annotation, cellular component: extracellular matrix. The record is from RefSeq and is a predicted model, not a curated record. Gene Ontology annotation, molecular function: protein binding.